CAUGUGUUGCUUGCAACUCAACACCUCGAUCGGAUCUCCAAGCAUCCAGCUAGCUCCCAUGGAAGGAUCUCCAACCAUGAAGGAUCCAGCCAUGGACACGGUGAUCCUACUCCCAUGGAAGGAUCUCCAACCAGCAGCUACCUCGGACUCGGAUCCAUGCACCUCGGAUCGCAUCCACUCUGCCAUGGCCUAUGAUGGUUCCCCAACACUGUCUUCGCUUGACAACGGCAGCGUCACUACCGCUGAUGCUGGUUUACAGCCAUCAGAUCUCACAUUCUCUGCAUUUUACCCACUGGACUGUUCACUUCUUCUGGAUGAGGAGCUGCCUUUUGUUGUUAAUCAAAACUCUGCCGCAAUUAAUGAUUCCCAUGAUGUAGAGAGCAAGGUCGAUUAUGUUCCUCUCAGAAUCGUUAGGCCAGAGGGCACGGAGAUUCAAGGAAAAAAUCGCCCUGAUGUUCGUUAUAAACCAACGGCUCAGAAAACUACAACUUUCAAAAAAAAGAGAGGAUUCCCGACAUGUUUCAAGGUUGCCAAGAGUGACAAGGAUGAUACUUUUGUGUCGACGAGGAAGAGAGGCAGGCCAGCAGGUUCCAAACCUGCUAAGAGAAAGAUGGAGCAGAAAAUGGCAUGGAAACCGGCAUUGGUUGACGACAUUCAUAACUCGGAUUUGAGAGACGAUACAGAGACAAAGAGGAAGAGAGGCGGGCCAGCGGGUUCCAAACCUGCUAAGAGAAGGAUGGAGCAGAAAAUGGCACAGAAACCGGCAAUUGUUGACGACAUUCAGCACUCCAAUUUGACAAAGGUGAAAUUGCCAGGAGAAUAUCACAGCUUCACCAAGCGUAUGUUAAAAUCUCAUGUAGUUCAAGGCUUUUAUCUGGGUCUCCCGGGUAGCUUUUGCACAGCGCAUCUUCCAAAGGAGAAUAGUACAAUCACAUUAGAAGAUGAGCAUGGGGAGAGCUAUGAUACAAAUUACCUACACGACAGGAAGGCGCUGAGCGGUGGGUGGGGAGAAUUUGCGCGUAAGCAUAGUAUUAGGGUCGGCGACGAUGUGGUCUUUCAACUCGACGGAACCAAAAAAUUCAAGGUGCAUAUACUAAGAAAUGGACCGCCCGGUUUGGACACAUCCAAGAAGAAUAACAUAUGGAACGAGGCAGAAGGUUCAGAACAUGGUGUCAAUUCUAAAGAUCAUCUAGAGGUUACCGCUGGAGACAACAGCUCAACAUCAAGCAUGAUGGCAACAACCUUGUUUGCGAGGGAAGGAGGAGUAUGCAUCGACAAACACGACGUGAGAUCUCCAUAUCCAGGUCUCGGUGACGUGGAGAACUUCCAAGUCAUCCUCCAUGGCUCGAUCAUCAACCUCCCGGACGGCCUGCGCAGGAGGUACUAUGAGCUCUGCUGUUCCCAGAAGGCGGUCCUCCACAGGAACCUGCUCGAGACAAACGAUAUCCUGGCUGAAGGGAUGAUCACGGAGACCAGCCACAUGGCCGAGUGCGUCAUGACCCCCUUCAUGCUGCUGCUGCUACUUCUUCUCGCGAGGUUCUCCUGGUGUGGAAGAAGACGCUGGGGGCAUUGGAGGUUUUUGGAAUGGACGUGGCCUUCUUGCGCAGACGCGUCGAUGACCUUCUCGCCAUCCACGCUGCCCGGGCAUCGACGGUUCGAGUUUACAGCCGCUGCCGGUGGGGACUCUAAAGAAUGUUGUGGAGGCAAUGGAUGUGGAGAUGGAAGAGUUUGGAUGAGAGGAAUGCCCAAGCAUGGCAACUGAAUUUUUGUGCACGUCAUUACUAACUUUCCAAUGUAUGAUUGUGCUCAUCAUUCAUCAACGCUAUAAAAAGCGUAGUGGCAGCAUAAUCUUUUACUCCCUCAUUAAAUGGUUACAGGGUGAUGCAUCCAUGCAGUAUUCUUGUACGUAGUUGUCAUCCCUUUGGCAGAUAGAUGCUGAAGGAAGUCAUCAGCCACCUCUGUGUCUCCGUGAAUAACUUGCCAUUUGGCUGCUGUAUUGGAUUGGAUCAAGCAAUGGCAUUCAGUUUGUAGGGAUCA
Messenger RNA from Triticum aestivum (bread wheat), 2037 nucleotides. Its product is annotated as B3 domain-containing protein Os01g0234100-like. The record is from RefSeq and is a predicted model, not a curated record. Gene Ontology annotation, molecular function: DNA binding. The coding region runs from base 2 to 1762 and encodes 586 amino acids. NCBI's taxonomy places the organism in Eukaryota, Viridiplantae, Streptophyta, Magnoliopsida, Poales, Poaceae. The transcript is spliced from 10 exons.